This is a messenger RNA of Cololabis saira (Pacific saury), 5319 nucleotides long. Its product is annotated as RNA-binding motif, single-stranded-interacting protein 2-like. The record is from RefSeq and is a predicted model, not a curated record. Lineage: Eukaryota; Metazoa; Chordata; Actinopteri; Beloniformes; Belonidae. The coding region runs from base 77 to 1270 and encodes 397 amino acids. The transcript has 14 exons. Gene Ontology annotation, molecular function: poly(A) binding; mRNA 3'-UTR binding; poly(U) RNA binding. Gene Ontology annotation, cellular component: ribonucleoprotein complex; cytosol; nucleus.
UCUCACUUCCCCAGCUGCUGACGUCAGCUGGCAGCCUGGGCUGUGCUCGCCGCUCCGGACAUAGCGCCGAGAAAAAAUGCUGCUCUCCGUACCGCCAAGGGCAGGAAUCAACCCGUACAACGGCUAUAACAACAGAAACAGCAAAAAGCAAACCUAUGUGUCCUCCGGCCACCAGAUGGCGCCCCCCAGUCCCAACACCAACAGCAAUAGUAACAGCAGCGGGGGAGGGGAACAGCUGAGUAAAACUAACCUGUAUAUUCGCGGCCUCCAUCCUGGGACUACAGAUCAGGAUUUGGUUAAGCUCUGCCAACCGUAUGGCAAAAUCGUGUCAACUAAGGCCAUCUUGGAUAAAACCACCAACAAAUGUAAAGGAUAUGGAUUUGUGGACUUUGAUAGUCCAGCAGCAGCACAAAAAGCUGUCACAGCUCUGAAAUCCAGUGGGGUCCAGGCCCAGAUGGCCAAACAACAGGAGCAGGACCCCACCAACCUCUACAUCUCCAACCUGCCAGUGUCGAUGGAUGAGCAGGAGCUGGAGAGCAUGCUCAAGUCCUUUGGGCAGGUCAUUUCUACACGCGUCCUUCGAGAUGCCAAUGGGACCAGCCGCGGCGUUGGAUUUGCAAGAAUGGAGUCCACAGAGAAGUGUGAGGCCAUAAUUCAACAUUUCAAUGGAAAAUUCAUCAAGACUCCCCCUGGAGUGCCCGCGCCCACAGAGCCCUUAUUAUGUAAGUUUGCAGACGGGGGUCAGAAGAAGAGGCAGAGCCAGGGGAAGUAUCUCCAGAACGGGAGGCCUUGGGCUCGAGACGGAGAUACGGGAGGAAUGACGCUUGCAUAUGACCCUGCCUUACAAAAUGGCUUCUACCCCUCACCUUACAGUCUGGCUCCAAACCGAAUGAUUGCUCAGACUUCCCUCUCGCCCUACAUGCAUUCUCCUGUCUCAUCCUACCAGGUACACAGCCCGUCCUGGAUGCACCAUCAGUCAUACCUCAUGCAGCCAACUGGUACAGUUCUUACCCCAACAAUGGAUCAUGGCAUGUCCAUCCAGCCCACGUCCAUGAUGGGACCUCUCACGCAGCAAUUAAGCCACCUGUCGCUGGGCAGCACAGGCACAUAUAUUCCGGCCAACACUACUAUGCAGGGGACCUACAUCCCCCAGUACACCCCAGUGCCUCCCUCCAGUGUCCAAGUAGAGGAAAACGGUGGUCAACAGCAACAGGUUGCUAUGGAAAGUUCCACAGAACAUACAAACUACUCGUACCAACACACCAAGUGAAGCUAAGCUCCCGGGAGGGUUGGGCCAAGGGCACCGAACGAAUCCGUCACACCGGAUUCAGCUGGACGAGAUCUGUGCUCCUUACCACCACAAGGCACCUGAACUUGAACAUGGAUUACAAAAGGAAAACAUGUGUGCCUGUGAGUGUGUUUGUUUAUACGCGUGAGUGUAUGUCUGAUUUUUCUCUUUUUUUGGUUCUUUUUUUUUUUUUUAAAAAGGACAUCACUUAACGUCAUUGGACAAUUCUGCUCAGAUCCUCAAGAGUUGAUCAACCAAAGGGGGAAAUCUUCUUAAGAGAAGUUUUGAUCUAUUUUGAUAAGUGAACUAGAAACACACACAAAAGAUUUAAAAAAUAAAAACAACCAAAAAAAAAAAUAAGUGGAGGAAAAGACACAGAGCAUUAUUUUUGUGCAUGUGAUUUUGCAAAUUCUUAUUUUUAACAAAGCAUUCUGGACGUUUCAGAGUGAUUCAAGAAAGAGUUGAAACACAAUGUGUCUUUUAUUUUGUGUUUUUCUUUUGUAAAAUAUGCAAUUUUUUUUUCAGAUGUCUGUUUUUGGACAUUCUAUUUGCAGCAGCAACAAUUUGUACAGAUUUCAAGCUUUAGAAAGACUUUUGCUGGUCUGAUGUGAGGAGUCGUUCUAUCUGUGGGAGGUAAACCGUUUAAAGCUACUUCUUCCUGCUGCAGAGAUUUCUGUUCAUGCGCAGACUUAAGGCAAAUUAUUAUUAUUGUUAUUUUUACAUUAGUUCAAUCUUUAAUAAGAAAACAAAAGACAAUCAAUUAUUUAUAUUUAUCUUUGAAUCAUAGUUCUAUUUUUUCGACUUUUUAAUAAUUGAAACCUACAUUUAUAUUAAAAAAAGAAGUUAUUUAAUACUGUCGUCCAUGAAGACAAGCUAAAACGGACAUAAAAGACCUUUACCCCACACAUUGAUAAGCUCAUGAAAGUAGGAAUAUUUUUAAAGAUUGGGUGGCUUUCAGUCCUGUGUUUACCAUCUAAAAAAACAAAUGAAAACACCAAAAUGACACAUGUCCAUAUUAAUAUUCGUCCUGUUUUGUUAGAAUGUAACCUCACGCUACGUCCCUGUCCAUGAGAAGUGGUUUUAAGCGGUUUUAUGAUGCGAACCAUCAGGAAUCUUAAGUGAUCCUACGAGGAUAGGAUGAAGCAUGCUUUAGAAAGGAGCAGUUAGAUAUUAUGUGUACAAAGAAGAAUGCAGUUACUAAAUUAAAGUGUAGUUUAGCAGAAAAGCAAUGAGGGAAACUAAAAUUAAGACUUAGAAAACCCUGAGAAAACAAAGUGUGAUUGGAAAGGGAGCUGUAAGUCUUUUUUUUUUCAAUGCUGCUGUCACUUGAGUUUGAUUCGUUGUUAGAGAUUCUUUGUAGAAAUUGAAAUGUCGUCUGUGUUUUUCUUUUGUCUGUCACUUGAAAAUCUUUGAGCUAGUUUGCCUUAUUUUUUGAUGAAUUAAUCUUAGAUUAGAUUUUAGUUGUAGAGUUUAGCUUUUUACGGCGAUUAGGUGUUGUUGUUUUUCUGUUGGAAUGGGUUGAUUCUGUUUGCUAGUGCACAUCUAGUUUUCUCUUCUUUUUUUUUUACAUUUCACGUGAAUUUCCGUUCCAAGCCGCGUCACCUGUCCCUCCUGAAACUGUGUCUGCUGUGUUUGUUUGAGGCGAGCCUUUAGGAGGCGAGCCUUUCGGAGGCGAGCCUUUCGGAGUCGCUCAUAGGAUUCACAGCGCAGACGUGUCGGUGUUGUGGCUCCAACUCGCCGUACAAAUCUCAGUCAGCUCAUCAAGUGAAGCUCAUGACACCAUGUUCAUUCAGAUAUGUUGAACUGUAAUUUAUACCGACACCAGAAACUGUAGAUAUGUAGAUAAUAAAGAUAAUGCUUUUUUUUAUUUCUUUUUUUUUUUUAUUUUACAAAGGACUGCUCACAAGACCAUGAAAGUGCCAUUAAAGAUAAAUCCUUAAAGCCUUUAGUGAGACAGCAAGUCUGAAUGAAUUUGUGAGGUAUCCAAAAUUCUGCAAAAACAAUUUUUUUAUCUUAGCCUUAAUAUCUCCUCUCUGGGUGAACUGCCUGAUUUGUGAGAGGAUUGAAUUUCAUUUUAUACCACAAAGAGGUUUGUUUGAAGGCUUUAGUUUUAGCGGUCGGGUUUAUUACUGUUCUGCAACCAUUCACGUUUAAGAAGCAGCGUCAAGGCUCACAGCUUGAUGAUUUUGUUUCCUUUUUGGUCCUUUUUGCUGUUUGUUGUAUAUUUCUGCAACCAAAGAUGUUGUAGCCACCCACCUUUUAGCUCUGUGCGACAGAUAAACUGCUGUUGGAUACAAAAAACUUUUUUUCAUGUUUGUUUUUUUUUGUGGUCUUGCUCUGAUUCAGAUGAGAGAAAGUCGGCGAUAAGGGUGUAUAAACACACUCAAUAUUCCACAUUGUGACUACAGUUUAAGGUUUUCACAGGAGAUUUUUCUCCUAUAAAGUAAACGUCUAUGUCACGUCUAUAACAUGUUACUUAAGUGGAGUUUCUCAUGAUGUGUUUAGAGGAUUGUCGGAGGACAUCUAGGCAGGUUCAUGAACUUUAGUGGCCCCAGUAGACAUCCAGGAGGAACACAAACUGCAGCUUUUGUCCUGGUGGUGUCAAACAUGAGCGUUUUCAGACACAAGAGAUUAUUUUGUAAAUAGCUUUUAUUUUUCUUUGCUCUUUUCACCAUUCUGUUUGUUUUCUUUUGUGUGUUCUCUUAAUUUUCUUUUUCUUUUGUAUGAUUUAUGACCUGUCCAGAUAAUAGUGACUUUCAAGUUUUCGGUUUCAGUGCGCCAUGAAGGAAAUGUCCAGAGAAAUGAUAUUCCAUGUAUUAGCCAUCACUUUUAAUACAAAAACAAGAUUUUGGAACUAUGAAAUGAAAAUAUGUUACACUACAGUGUUUUGUUUUUUUUCAUUUGUUUUUUUGACAGCACAAAUAAUAUUACAGGAAAUCAUGACGUUUCUAAAUAAAUUGGCAUUUUAGUUAAAUUAAGAUUUAAGAAAUACAAAGAGUUAUAGUGUACUCUGUAAAUAGUACACAGUAUUUUGAAAUUUAGAAAAAAAAUUCCUUGCACUUACUUUGAUUCCAUGUUGAUUUAAAAAUGUUCUUUUUAUUUUGUCCAUCCAAACAAUCUGAUAGUUUGUUUCAUAGUUUCAAAUGGUUUUGCUGCUAAAACAGGAUUUCCAAUCAGGUGGUUGGCUGCUGUCUAGUCUGAAUUUUUAUGAUGUUUACUUCAUAUUUUGAUUCGGUUGAUAGAAGUACACAAACUUGCUUCAUUCGGGGGGGGGGUGAACAUUCUUAAUAUAUAGCAAAAUAUGUAGUGUUUAUUUUGCUAGUGGACAGUUUAAAGGCCCAGUGUGUGCGAUGUACUGACAUCAAGCUCCACAAAUUGCAAACUGCAACUCCACAACUUCCUUUCUCCUUCCAAAAAAAUGUAGGAAAAUCUGCGGUGAAAACAAAGUCAUAGUUGGGAGUGGGUGUUUGUUUAGACUACUGUAAUAACAUGGUGAGAAAGGUAGGAGCACCCCCUGUGGCGUCAGUGGCUGUAAUUAGCUUGAUCCUAGACGAUUACAAAACAAUUCUAAUUUUUACAUGAUCAUUAAAAGAACGCUAAGAACUGCUUAUUGGUUUGCAUUCCUGCAAUAGAUUUCAUAAAAUUUUACACACUGUACCUUUAAAUUGUGAAAUUUGAAACGGUUGUGGUGCAGAAACCUCCAAACUGUUUGUACCAAGUUUGUGUGAGUUAUAAACAUUCUGAAAAUCCUCUGGGCUCAUCUGACUUCCUGCUUGUGAACAGUUUUCUUAUUUAUACAAGAACUCAUUUUGUACAGUUUUGUUAGAGGAAAGAGGUUUUGAUAUUUGGUUAUUUUGCAAAUGCCACUUGGCUACUUUUGUCUUCCUGUGCCAGAGUUGCUAAAUUGUCUGUAACUUGUGUUUUUUAUUGAUUGAGAUAAGAUUUUACUUCUUCCUUGGUGUUUUCUUUGAAUUUGAAUAAGUUUUUUGUUUUGUUUUGUUUUUUGUUUUUUAAUAAAAGCAUUGUUCCAA